GAAUUAAAAACUGUACAAGGAGUAGUGACAAGAUUUUGCCAUGAUUAUGGGAUGAUAGAUGACUUGAUAAUCUUCACAAAUGAUGCUGUUGUGAACAGUGUAUUGUUGACUGUUGGACAGAAAGUUAUUGCUACUGUUGAAGAGGACAAGAUAUCAAGUGGCUUGAAGGCCAUUAGGGUAGAAGCAGUCCAGAACACAUGGGGAGACUCCAGUCCUACUUACGAUGCUUCUGAAAUGAAUACGAAGCUACUAAUUGGUAAUAUUACUUUUCUCUCUAAGGAUGGUGGCUAUAUUAAUCAGAAAACCUUUUUUGCAAUGGAAGAAGUUUGUGAAGGUUUUGAACCUUAUAAAGGUGACUGGGUGCAAGCUAAAUACUUUAUUAACCCAACAACAUGGAGCAGUGAAGCAGUUGCUGUAAAGCCUUUGAGAUAUAAGCGAGUGGACAAGGUUCGUAUUUCCAGCAUCUGUGGAAGAAGUGGUAUAAUAGAUGAGAGUAUAUUUUUCACUUUGGAUUCAGUGAGACUUCCUGAUGGUUAUUCACCUUGUGUACAUGAUCUAGUGAAUGCAAUUGUGGUGGAAAGUAAUCAGUCAUGUUAUAUUUGGAGAGCGCUCUGUUUGGCUCCAGUUGACCAGAACAGACUGUCUCACUCUAAUGGAGUGAAUCUGGAUGAGCCUUGUGAAGACUUAAUGAGAGAUAAAAGAGGGUUGGAGGUAUCAAGAAUGACUAAUUUUGGAACUCUGAAGCAGGGGGAAUCCAAAAGCAUGAUCAUUUGGAUCAAGAAUAAAGGGAAUGUACCACAGUCCUUAAUCAGCUGCAGAUUAGCUGGAUGGGUAAAAGACAAGCAAUUCCAUUUUCAAAUUCCUCAGAAAUGGCAGAACAAUUCAGGAGCAUAUCUAUCAUCUCCAAUAAAUCAAGAAAACAUCUCAAAAGCUGCAAUUAAUUCAUGUAGCAGAGAAACAACAUAUGAGUCAUUGAAUAAUGCAUCCAUUACAAAGAAUGGAGUCAUUCCAGAAGGAGUUAAUUCUCAGAAUCUGAAUUUAUCAAGGAAAAAAGAUGACUUUUCCUUGGUAGAAAAUGAACAUCUGCAUAAUGGAAUAAAUGAGCAAAAAGGUGUCUUGGAAGAACAAUCAAUAAAUGAGACUCAUACUACUAGAGAAAUUGUCAUACCACCAGGUGGGAAAACAUUCGUGGUGAUUGUAUGCACUGCCACAAAUCCUGGAUACAAUAAAGAACUUCUGUUGCUUGGUUUUUCUGAUUUUGUUAUUGGACGCUAUAUUGAAACCACUGUAACAAAUGAAGAAGAGUCAAUAAUAGCACCUGUGGAACCAUUUUCUCCAAGAAAGCCUAAAAUUAUUUCCAUACCUCAGCAAAGGAAGACCACAGUGGUUGCAACUAAAUGCAGAAGAAAUUGCAGAAGGCAGUUGCCAAGCUUUCUCCCGUAUUAUACCAUACCAGAUGGAUUAAGAAAAUGCGUGGAGCAGAAGUUAGACAUACUGACUUUUCAGCCUCUCCUUGCAGAGCAUCUUAAUCUAGAUAAUUAUAAAGCAUACUUUUCCACUCUCUUGUGGCUUGAAGAAAUCCAUGCAGAAAUGGAGAUAAAAGACUAUAACAUGAGUGGAAUUACUUUGAAAAGGAAUGGGAGCUCUUUGGUGUUGGAAGUGCCAGGAGUGGAAGAAGGCAAACCUUCCCUGAGUACAGGUGAUAAGGUGAUACUGAAAAGUCAGAUCUACUCUGAGCAUGUAAUAGAGUAUGUAGCCUAUAUUACUGAGAUUCAUAAUGAAGCUAUUACUCUUAAAUUUCAUCCAGACUUUGAACAGGCUUACAACUCAGAACCCAUGGAUGUGGAAUUUGUCCACUCUAGGAUCACCAGCAGGCGAUGCCAGUUGGCCGUUGAGCAAGCUAUCUAUCUGGGUGAAAAAGUGUUGUUUCCAGAAAGGCUCCUUUUACAACCACCACAAGUGGAAUGUUCUAUUGAUAAUGGCCUUGAACAAAGUUCCAAGCAGGAAAGUGGUGUUAGUAUCUGCAUAGAUAAGCAGCAAAGGGAAGCAAUCAGAAGACCAAAUGAGCCUUGCAGUCUUUCCAAGACAUUGUGGUUCUGGGCAAGUAGCAGACAGUUCCUGGAUGUCAGUGAAACGGUGACAAUUGAACAGAGAGCUGGCAACUUUUUUAAUCCUAUGCUGAAUGAGCACCAGAAGCUGGCAGUGAAAAGGAUCCUGACUGGUGAAUGUCGUCCAACUCCUUAUGUCCUCUUUGGACCACCAGGAACAGGAAAAACAUUAACAAUAAUUGAAGCUAUUUUACAGAUACAUUAUACUUUACCAGACAGUCGAAUUUUGGUCUGUGCACCAUCAAAUACAGCAACAGAUCUGAUUUGCUUGCGGCUACAUGAAAGCAAUCUGUUAAAACCAGGAACCAUGGUCCGAGUUAAUGCUAGCUGCAGGUCUACAGAGCAAAUUGAUGACAUAGUGAAGCCUUACUGCAAAGAUGGCGAUGAUAUUUGGAAAGCGUUAUGGUUCAGGAUAAUAAUCACUACAUGCAGCAGCGCAGGACUGUUUUAUCAAACAGGAAUACGGCUUGGACACUUCACACAUGUGAUUUUGGAUGAGGCAGGACAAGCAAGUGAACCGGAGAGCCUGAUUCCUCUUGGGUUGAUUUCAGAAGCUAAUGGACAGAUAGUUCUUGUUGGAGAUCCAAAGCAGUUAGGGCCAGUAAUAAAAUCUAAAGUUGCAGUGGCUUUUGGAUUGAACAUAUCCUUGCUGGAAAGACUGAUGUCACGAUCUAUGUACCUGAGAGAUGAGGAUGCUUUUAGUGCCUGUGGAUCGUACAAUCCUUUGCUGAUCACAAAACUUGUGAAGAACUACAGAUCACACUCUGCAUUGCUUACCUUACCAUCUAAAUUGUUUUAUCAUAAAGAGCUAGAAGUUUGUGCAGACACUUCAGUAGUAACUUCUUUGUUGCAUUGGGAAAAAUUGCCCAGGAAGGGGUUUCCAUUUAUUUUUCAUGGAAUACGGGGCAAUGAAACACGUGAAGGUCACAGUCCCUCCUGGUUUAAUCCAACUGAAGCAGUUCAAGUAAUGCGGUACUGUUGCCACCUUGCUAAAAAUGAAAACAGUGCAGUGCCAGUAACUGACAUUGGAGUGAUUACACCGUAUCGUAAGCAGGUGGAAAAAAUAAGAUUUCUUCUGAGAAGUAUUGAUUUGGAAGAUGUUAAAGUUGGCUCAGUUGAAGAGUUCCAAGGGCAAGAGUACUUGGUUAUCAUCUUAUCAACGGUACGAUCUAAUGAAGGCUCAUUUGGUGAUGAGAAGUACUGUUUGGGCUUUCUCUCCAACCCAAAACGAUUUAAUGUAGCAGUUACCAGAGCAAAAGCUUUGCUGAUCGUGGUAGGAAAUCCUCAUGUUCUUGUAAAAGAUCCCUGUUUUUGUGCACUGUUAGAGUACAGUUUAAAGAAUAGAGUUUAUAUAGGCUGUGACCUGCCUUCAGAGCUGGAGUGCCUGCAUCAGUGA
Molecule: messenger RNA, 3504 nt
Organism: Rhea pennata
Lineage: Eukaryota; Metazoa; Chordata; Aves; Rheiformes; Rheidae
Gene: MOV10L1
Product: Mov10 like RNA helicase 1
Exons: 25
Coding region: 52-3504 (1150 amino acids)
Biological process (GO): regulatory ncRNA-mediated post-transcriptional gene silencing
Cellular component (GO): P granule; cytosol
Molecular function (GO): helicase activity
Source: RefSeq, a predicted model, not a curated record